ACUGUGUCCAGGCUUUUGGCGCCCCCUGCUGGACAGCUCGGGUCCUGUGGAUCUCAAAGUUCCGCACAGAAGCAGGAGCAGAGGCUUUGCGGCUGUUCGGUGGCACGCACACGGCGCGUCACCACGUCGGAGGUCAGACCGGAGUCCGACCAUCACAGGAAGCUCGUGGACGACCCGGUUCUGGUCCCGGUCAUGUUGCGGGUGAAUCCUCCGCGGCUCUGGCCGCAGGGACUCGUGUGCGUUGUGAGUUUGCUCCUGACACCUGCGGAGCUUCACCCGCAGUGUUUGGACUUCAAACCGCCCUUCAGACCCCUCCGGGAGCUGGACUUCUGCGUCAUGUACCGGGAGUUCGGCUGCUGUGACUACCAGAAGGACCAGGAACUGAUGGCUCGGUAUUACCGGAUCACCGGGAACUUUAAUGAGCGCGGAUACGCAAACUGUGCGGGAUUUGUGCUGGAGCUGCUCUGCCAGGAAUGUUCUCCAUAUGCCGCUCACCUGUUCGAUGCUGAAGACCCGAGUACCCCGCUCAGAACCAUCCCCGGUCUCUGCUCGGAUUACUGCUCCCGGUUCUGGACCAAGUGCCACUCCAUCCUCCCGCUCCUUUCUGAUGAUCCACGGAUAAAAGAAAACAGAAACAUCCAGACUCACCUCUGUAAGCUCCUGGAGCUAGACGAUGCCGAUUACUGCUACCCCCACCUGCUCACCAACCCGAAGCUCACCCAGAACCUGGGUCGGGUCCAGACGGGUUCAGAUGGCUGCCUGCAGCUGUGUCUGGAGGAGGUGGCCAACGGCCUGAGGAACCCACUCGCCAUGGUGCACGCCAACGACGGUACUCAUCGGUUCUUUGUGGCGGAGCAGGUGGGGCUGGUCUGGACCUACCUUCCGGAUCGGUCCAAACUGGAGAAACCCUUUUUGAACAUCACCAAGGCGGUGCUAACGUCAUCCUGGGAGGGAGAUGAGAGAGGCUUUCUGGGACUCGUCUUUCACCCUAAAUUCAGGUACAACAGGAAGCUGUACGUGUACUACUCUGUGGAGGUCGGCUUCGACGAGAGGAUCCGCAUCAGUGAGUUCAGGGUGUCCACCAACGACAUGAACAUGGUGGACCACACCUCAGAGCGUGUUAUUCUGGAGAUCGAUGAGCCAGCUUCCAACCACAACGGUGGCCAGCUGCUCUUCGGAGAUGAUGGCUACCUGUACAUCUUCACAGGUGAUGGAGGGAUGGCAGGAGACCCGUUUGGGAAAGAUGGAAAUGCCCAGAACAAGUCGGCUCUCCUGGGAAAAGUUCUCCGCAUCGAUGUGGAUAAUAACGAGAGAGGUCCGCUCUACAGGAUCCCUCCAGAUAACCCCUUCAUACACGAUUACGAAGCCCGGCCUGAGGUGUACGCUUACGGAGUCCGGAACAUGUGGCGGUGCUCGGUGGACCGGGGUGACCCACGGAACAAAGAGGGCAAAGGUCGAAUCUUCUGUGGAGACGUGGGCCAAAACAAGUUUGAGGAAGUGGACAUCAUUGAAAAAGGUCAAAACUACGGCUGGAGAGCCAAAGAGGGAUUCUCCUGCUACGAUAAGAAGCUGUGUGCCAACAGCUCGCUCGGCGACGUUCUGCCGAUUUACGCUUAUCCUCAUAAGAUGGGCAAGUCCGUGACGGGGGGGUACGUGUACCGCGGCUGUGAAUACCCCAACCUCAACGGCAUGUACAUAUUCGGAGACUUCAUGAGUGGGCUCCUGAUGAGUCUGCAGGAGGACAAAGCCGGAGGCCGGUGGCGGUAUAACGCGGUCUGCAUGGGGAUGGGACUCACGUGUGCCUUCCCCGGACUCAUCAACAACUACCAUCACUACAUCAUCUCCUUCGCCGAGGACGAAGCUGGCGAGCUGUACUUCAUGUCCACAGGAGUACCGAGCGCUACGUCGCCAUCGGGCGUCGUUUAUAAAGUGGUCGAUCCGUCACGACGGGCCCCUCCGGGACAAUGCCAUUAUGAUCCUCUUCCUGUCAGAGUAAAAAGUCGUCUCAUACAGUUUGUUCCACACGAAUCUCUGAUUGGUGUGGAGCAGCCAACCAAAAACGAGCCUGAACCACAACCCACCAAGAGCUACGACUGGCUCUUAGAGCUCCUUGAUAAUCUAGGAGGCGUGGAUCCAGCCCCGACUACCCCAGCACCGAUCCGAACUACCACCAAGUCACCCAGAAGUUCCCGUCGGAAGGACCGACGUCGGAAGGUAAUUCCCGCAACAAACGAUGCGCCUGAGCUUCAGAAUGGAGCCGUGAGGCUGGUUGGUGACGAACAUGGGCGCAGCGACCGUGGACGGGUGGAGAUCUACAUCCACGGGGAGUGGGGUACCGUGUGCGAUGACUUAUGGACAACUGCUGAUGCCGAGGUGGUUUGCAGGCAGCUGGGAUUCCGGUAUGCCCUGAAGGCAUCCAGGAACUCUGAGUAUGGUGAAGGGAAGGAGCUCCGGAUUCUUCUGGACGAUGUUCAGUGUGAAGGAGCAGAGUCCAACCUGCUGGCGUGUUCACAUGCUGGUGUGGGGAGGCACAACUGUAACCACCUUGAAGAUGCUGGAGUGAUCUGUGGAAACUCACCCCCUGUUGUAGAAGUCUAAAUGUGAAUCAUUUGAAUGAAGAGCUAAAUCUGCGGUCUAAAAACCCUUCUACAGUUUAACUGAGCCAAAACGUCCCUGCAGCUGCUGCCCAGGUUCACCUGCAGACUCAUCUUCUAUAAUUAGUUUCGUGAUGGACGUGAAAACAGAAGCAAAAUGGGGGAAUUGUGUGAAAUACGCUAAUGCAGAAAUGAUAAAGCUCCUUUAACAGGAUACUACCUAUUUUAAUUCUCUAAUAAAGUUACUAAGGAUGCAAAAUGAGGUGCAGGGUCAACAUUUUACAUUUAGUCCAGUUUUGAUCACAUCAGUGGUCCAAUUAAAAUCUAUUUACUUUCAUUAAUCCAACUUAUCCGGCCUUUUAGUUGACUGGAAAAUAAAUGUUUGACUAGUUUCUCUCCUAUAGAACCAAAUGUUUAUUUUUCCUGUUAUCAUAAUGACGUAUGAUGCCAUGUUGAUACUUCUGGGUGGAUGUGUGUAAAUAAUUCGCUAAAUGAUUUUAAUAAAAAGCCUACAUCAGC
Nothobranchius furzeri (turquoise killifish) is the source of this 3113-nucleotide messenger RNA. RefSeq names its product HHIP-like 1 (gene hhipl1). Lineage: Eukaryota; Metazoa; Chordata; Actinopteri; Cyprinodontiformes; Nothobranchiidae. The record is from RefSeq and is a predicted model, not a curated record. Gene Ontology annotation, cellular component: membrane.